Messenger RNA from Talaromyces rugulosus, 1740 nucleotides. RefSeq lists its product as uncharacterized. Lineage: Eukaryota; Fungi; Ascomycota; Eurotiomycetes; Eurotiales; Trichocomaceae. Bases 1 to 1740 code for a protein of 579 amino acids. Gene Ontology annotation, molecular function: DNA-binding transcription factor activity, RNA polymerase II-specific; zinc ion binding. Gene Ontology annotation, biological process: regulation of DNA-templated transcription. The transcript is spliced from 2 exons. The record is from RefSeq and is a predicted model, not a curated record.
AUGGACGCCCGAUUCGGAUCCGGAUCCGGCGACAAACGCCCGCGCUCGCCCUCUGGCGAUUUCUCGCCGGGCGUCGCCUCCAAAAUGCCAAAAACCCAGUCGAGCCAUCUGCACAUCAACUACCUGGCCCGCCAGUACCCAGAGAAUCUACCGUUGGUGUCGACCGAAGACAACCUGCCCAACAUUCUGCGCCUGAUUGGCGAGUACGAUGGCGUGCUACAGCGCCACGAGAGCAUCGCCGGCAACCUGGGCGCAUGUCCGCUGGGCCCCAUCCUGAUGAAACGCUUUGAGCGCCUGUUCGACGGCCCACCGAACGUGCUCAAGUCGAAUGGGAAAGAAGGGACCAAUGUGACCUGGCUGGACGUCGUCGAGUUUGCGCGCAACAAGCCCGAGCAGUUCAACCUCGAAAAGACGCGCAACGGCGUGCCCGUCUGCCAGUUUUAUACAAAGCAGUGCAGAGUCGAGAUCUCAGAGGAGGACUAUGUGCUGAUUGCCUCGGGCAUGCCGCAGAAGCUCAUUCCGCCGCAGCCCAUUGACGAGGACGAGGAGAAGGAGGUCGGGUCGCUGGAGAUUCUGGAGAAGAACCUACAACAAAUCACUGCCAUGGCAGAUUCGGCCGCUGCGCGCGCAAGGCAAUUGAGCUAUCGCUUGAAAAGCCGCCGCAAUGCCAUCGUCACUCGCCGCGAGACCGACCGCAACAAAAGCUCUCAGAGCUCGCCGCGCGAACACCAUGUUUCUCCAGACCCUGGCGUCGUGAACGGACACUCGGCCUAUGCCCAUCCCCAGUCGCCGCCAGGAGGUUUCACAGCUGUCAAUAGUGGGCGAGCGCCGGAGGAGCCUCACGACGAAACCCAUCACAACUCUUCUCACCCGAAUACGGAUAACAUCACCAUCAUAAACGGGACAAAUAUCAAAGGAGCUUCACCUACAACUCGGGCCGAGCUCAUGAAGAAAUUCUUUACCACUGCAGACCAGAACGGGCGUGGUGGUGGUGCUGCUGAAAGCGAGCCGCCGGCAUCCUCAACAUCCACCAACCAACGCCCUCGUGACUCGGAUGCUUCUGACUUUGGAGCGCCCUCGGCUUAUAGCAACAACAACACAGUGGCUAUCCCGAAUACGCCGUCAUCCUUGCUGCCGCAGCCGAAGCCAAACAGCCACCACGAGCGAGACGACGGAGGCCCUUUUAAGACGGAGAUGGUGACCCGCAUGGACGAGCUGCAGCGCGGAGAACGUAUUAUGCCUCCGUGCGACCGCUGCCGUCGUCUUCAUAUGGACUGUCUCAAAAAUCUCACCGCAUGCGCGGGAUGCACCAAGAAACACGCCAAAUGCUCGUGGAAGGACGUCAAGGAAGAGGAGCUUCACGGCAUCCACAACAGCCAACCGCUGAACUCGUCCACGCGUGAAGGAGACGCCACUUACGACCCUGCUCGCUCUUCACUACCACCAACGAAUAAUAAUACAGCGUCUGGCCGUGCGGAUUCGACAUCGAGUGCCCCCGUACAUUCGUCGCUCGACCUACCGCCGCCUAUGCGCCGAACAAACAGCGAAAUCCACGCGGUGAUGCUGAACGAUCACCACCAGGAGUAUGACCGGCACCGCAUACACCAGCGUAGCAGCCAUGCUAGCAGUAGCAACGGCCGCAACGACGACGACCCGGACGCGACGUCGCGCCUGCUACAGGCGAUCAUGGACACUGUUGAUCGAGCAGGCGAGGAUAAGCGGGUGCGAGAGACGAUGUGA